This is a messenger RNA of Sceloporus undulatus (fence lizard), 936 nucleotides long. Its product is annotated as olfactory receptor 1440-like. The transcript has a single exon. The coding region runs from base 13 to 936 and encodes 307 amino acids. Gene Ontology annotation, cellular component: membrane. The record is from RefSeq and is a predicted model, not a curated record. Gene Ontology annotation, molecular function: G protein-coupled receptor activity; olfactory receptor activity. Lineage: Eukaryota; Metazoa; Chordata; Lepidosauria; Squamata; Phrynosomatidae. Gene Ontology annotation, biological process: G protein-coupled receptor signaling pathway.
AAUCAUCUUUUAAUGACAAAUCAAACUGUGAUAACAGAGUUUAUUCUCUCGGGACUUUCCAGUGAUCCAGAAGUGCAUCAUCUUCUCUUCUUUGUUUUUCUAGUCAUAUACGUCUCCACGUUGUUAGCAAACUCUAUGAUCAUAUUGAUUAUCAGUGAAGAACCUAGCCUUCGCAGCCCCAUGUUUUUCUUUCUCAAAAAUCUAGCCUGGGUUGAUAUCUGUUAUUCAUCUGUCACUAUCCCAAAGAUGCUGGAAAUUUUUGUAUCAAAAGAGACAUCCAUUUCUAUGGUGGGAUGUUAUCUACAGAUCUUCUUCUUUAUUUAUUUUGCUUGUGCAGAAGUUUUUCUGCUUGCUGCCAUGUCCUAUGAUCGCUAUGCUGCUAUCUGUGACCCACUACAUUAUUUAAUAAUUAUGAAGAAACAGAUGUGUCAUCAGCUGGUGAUUGGAAGCAUUAUAAUGGGCUUGUUGGAUGCAUUAUUCAAUACAGUGCCUUUACUAUAUGUAUCCUUCUGUAGAUUCAACAUAAUCAGCCACUACACCUGUGACCUUCCUGCAGUUUUGAGUCUGUCAUGCAGUGACACUUUCACUAAUCAAACAGUGAUUUUUGCCGCUACUUUUCUCUUUGGUUUUAUCCCACUACUCUUAACUCUUAUCUCUUAUGCUAGAAUCAUUUCAACCAUCCUGAAGAUUCACUCGGCCAAAGGCAGGAGCAAAGCCUUCUCCACUUGUAGUUCUCACCUUAUUGUGGUUUGUCUGUUUUAUUUUUCAGCUUUCUUUCGAUACAUGAAGCCAAGUUCUAACUCUCUCUCAAACCUGGACAGAGUGCUCUCUAUCCAGUAUCUCAUUUUAACCCCUCUGUUAAACCCUGUCAUAUACUGUCUCAGAAACAAUGAAAUUAAAACUUAUCUUUGGAAAAGGAUUGGGAAGUGUAUGUAA